This is a messenger RNA of Penicillium expansum, 1377 nucleotides long. RefSeq names its product Monooxygenase, FAD-binding. Gene Ontology annotation, biological process: secondary metabolite biosynthetic process. Lineage: Eukaryota; Fungi; Ascomycota; Eurotiomycetes; Eurotiales; Aspergillaceae. The record is from RefSeq and is a predicted model, not a curated record. Bases 1 to 1377 code for a protein of 458 amino acids. Gene Ontology annotation, molecular function: FAD binding; monooxygenase activity. The transcript is spliced from 5 exons.
AUGGCCCCCCAAAUCCCCAUCAAAGAGCAAGACAUCCGCUCUACGUCAUGCCAACUGAAAGUCGUAAUUGUCGGCGCAGGCCUCGCAGGACUUGGGUCUGCGAUCAGUUGCGCGCUCGCUGGGCAUGAUGUCGAGGUCCUCGAGGCAACACGGGAGAUCAAAGAGGUCGGCGCAGGUAUCCAGGUCCUACCCAACAGCUCGCGUGUACUCCAGCACUGGGGUCUCGAAAAAGCCUUAACGCCACACAUGACCAUUCCCCGAGUUUGCAACUUUCUUGGAUGGAAGGGGAAUCACAUUUCAUCUUUGGACUUUCACGCAUCGGAGAGUAACUACCCCGGUACUUGGUAUCGUGACUUCCAUCGUGCGGACCUGCAGCGAUGUUUAGUUGACAGAGCGCUUGAGUUGGGAGUUAGGAUUACCUGCAAUGCUCGUGUGGCGGAUGUCACUGUGUGUGAGGAUGGGACCACAGCUACUGCCACCACGGCGGAUGGGAGACAAUGGGUUGGAGAUCUUGUCAUUGGUGCUGAUGGAGUGUUUGGAAAAUUGACGGAGGGAUUGCUGGGUCGAGUCGAUCCACCGGUCAAGACUGGCGAUCUCGCAUACCGUUUGCUGUUGUCGACGGAGGAGAUGAAGAAGGAUCCUGAUCUUGCUGAAUUGGUAACAGAUCCCCAGGUCAACUACUGGUUGGGUCCGGAUGCUCAUGCAGUGAACUAUGUGCUUCGCGGUGGGGAGUUGUUCAAUAUGGUACUACUGGUACCCGACGAUAUUCCAGAGGAAUCGUUGGCAUCAACGAUCGAAGGGAAUGUGGAAGAGAUGUGUGCUUUGUUCAAAGACUGGGAUCCUCGGAUCCCCAAACUCUUGAAACUCUGCGAGUCAGUCCAGAAAUGGCGUCUUUGCAUCCGGUUUGGAGACUUUGACUGGACUCAUCCCUCCGGGGCGUUUGUGAUGUUGGGCGAUGCAGUGCACGCUACAUUGCCAUACUUGGCCUCUGGUGCUGGAAUGUCCUUUGAGGACGGCGCAGUUCUAGGCGAAUGCCUCUCUCGACUCCCGAAUAGCCCCGGUAUCUCUAAGACAUCGGCCGAGUUCCUGACUGCGAAGCAACACGCCCUUGCAGUCUUCCAGGAGUGUCGCAAGCAACGGACAAAGAUGAUUGUUGAGCGGGGAAACAUCCAACAAUAUCUCUACCACCUCCACGACGGCGCCGAGCAGGAAGAAAGAGAUCAAAAGAUGCAGAUGGUCCCUACGCCCGAGGGAGAAGCGUUGGCCUGGCGAGACCCAGGUCUGGCACCUAAAUUGUUGGGAUAUGAUCACAUAGCAGACGUCGAUCGUCGGUGGGGUAAAUCAAUAGGAACUAGCGUUGUUGAGUCGAGACUGUAA